AUGGCUUCCAAUAUGGCUUGCAUCAAUCCUCAAUUCGGAGCGUUUCCCCAGGGAUCUCUCACUCUACUCAAAACUGGUCUUGAUCUGCCCAACGUGAUUGAUCACUACCGACAGCAAGCUGUGGAACGUGUCCAUAUACUCCCCAUUCCCCCAAAUCGCCUUCCAUGGCUUGCUCCCAAGAUCAAGAGCGGUCAAAAUGUCUUCAUCCGUAACAUGAACAAUAUCUUCAUCUACUAUGAGACCGCUUGCAAGCGACUCGCUCUAUCAGGCCACACUUCAAAGGCUGAAGAACUCGAGAACCACAAACUUCAACUCAAGGCUGUGGUCGACGGCCUCUCCAGCAAGAUGAUCAGUGAACUCCAAGGCUUAGAACAACAGAUUGAACCCCUUAACGGGCACUGUUAUGACUCAAACAAUCUGGCUUGCUCCCUCACCGAGGCGGUAUUGAUUUCACAUCUGGACAUCGAUGCUGCUUUGGCUGAAGAGGAGUUCGAGACUGCCGACGUCGAUGAUCUCCAAGUUGUUGCUGGAGCUAUCAGUGCUCAAGUUUCUGGAAAUUUCGGCAUUCCAGUUACCAAGGGUAGCGAGGUCUCGGCCAAAAUCGAUUUCUCAGAACAUCUCACUGCCGCGAACACAUCGACUGCUCUGGAAAGUUCAAAUGAAGAUAUUCCCAACUCUGGCGCCGAAGAGCCAGAAGACUCAAGCACAGACCAGAUUACUACCGACCAAAACACUCGUGCAAACUUGAAGCGCCCCUUUGAUGAUGUCGACUCCUGCUCCUCUGAUGACGGAGUACUUGAAAUUGAUACUGACCCCGCCUCGGACGGAGAGCUUGAGGCUGAUGGUGAAGAAGUCACAGAUGACAAAGCGGAAACCACAAUUAUCACCGAAGCGCUUGAGGAUGAAGAGGCAACUGAACAGUCCGAAGAGUCCGGAGAAAACGAGGAGACUGAGCAGACUGGGGAGACUGAAGAACACCCCUCACCACAAGGAACAGAUUUGUCAGAAGAGACAGAGACUGCUGAAGAGGUUCCCGCUCAACAAGAAGACGCAGAUCUCACGGGGGGCUCAGCACCACAAAUUGAAAUCGAAGUCGAAAAUACUGAAGAAUCCGGUGAGGAAGACAUCUUGGAAGAACCGGUCUCCAGUCACCAUACUCACACACCAGCGUCCUCUACCUCUAGUGCAGGAAAAAAUGUCGAAACUCCUUCGAAACGCCUGACCGUUGACAACCUCCUGUGGGCCUCGCCUGCUAGCCAAGAAGAUCUCGAGUUUCUCAGCGAUGUUCAGGCUGCAGAAGACUUUCUAGCAAGUACGUCAGACGAAGAUUGUGAGCACUAUGUCAUCAAAGUGGGUGCACUUCCAACAGAGUCCUCUGAGGUUAUCUUGGAGACUACAGAACAGGCUGAGCAGGCUCCAAUCAUUCAGAUCGAACAAAAUCCACCCUUUGAAGAAUCUACCCUGCUCGAAGACGGAGAGGGUGAGGAGAAGACUGAACCUGAAGCAAUUAACGGCGAGAAUGAUGAGGACAUGGAGACUCAGUUGAACAGUAUGCCUGGCGCUUACCCAACCAAGCCAUUCGAACGCGAAUCACCUGGAUUGUCCGUUCUGAAAGUCUUUGGCGCAGCGAGCGUCUUUGGAAUUCCCUUUUCCAUUGUCUAUCCCAUUACCACUGCGGUACUUCUGUAUGGAAUGAUUCGAUUUGUCCGCAGCCAUCGUUGA
Exophiala bonariae is the source of this 1722-nucleotide messenger RNA. RefSeq lists its product as uncharacterized. The transcript has a single exon. The coding region runs from base 1 to 1722 and encodes 573 amino acids. NCBI's taxonomy places the organism in Eukaryota, Fungi, Ascomycota, Eurotiomycetes, Chaetothyriales, Herpotrichiellaceae. The record is from RefSeq and is a predicted model, not a curated record.